Molecule: messenger RNA, 644 nt
Organism: Zea mays
Lineage: Eukaryota; Viridiplantae; Streptophyta; Magnoliopsida; Poales; Poaceae
Product: two-component response regulator ORR12
Exons: 5
Coding region: 86-457 (123 amino acids)
Biological process (GO): phosphorelay signal transduction system; cytokinin-activated signaling pathway
Source: RefSeq, a predicted model, not a curated record
AGAUCCAGUCCAUCAUAAACAUCGCAAUACAAACAGUUUCAAGGUCAUCCUUAAAGGAAGGAAAAGGAAGUUGUGGGAGAGUAUCAUGGACACUAUUGGUCCACAUGUACUCAUAGUUGAUGACACCUUUGUUGAUCGCCUUGUGGCAUCUCGAGUUUUGAAGACUUGUAACAUUCAAGUGACAAUGGUGGAGGGCCCAAAGCAAGCCUUAGAUUUUCUAGAUGUGGAGAAUGAUGUAAAUUUGAUUCUGACCGAUUAUUGUAUGCCUGGUAUGACUGGAUAUGAUCUCCUAAUGGAGGUGAAGGAAUCACCAAAGCUAAAGCACAUCCCAGUGGUGGUCAUGUCUAGUGACCACAUCCCUCAAAGAAUGCAAAAGUGCAUGGAUGCAGGGGCAAAGGAAUACAUCAUAAAGCCUAUCAAAGCUAUUGAUGUGCCUCGUAUCUUGAGCUAUAUUUGAUAAGAUGAUGUGGGAAGAGAAUAUAGAACAAGACAACUCACUAUAGGGUUCUAUUUUCAAUUGUCAAGGAAUUAUUCUAAGAAGACCUUGCAUGGUCUUGUUUUAUGUCAUUAAUUCUAUGUAAUUUGCUUCAACUUCAAUUAUAUUAUUUUUGUUAUGUCCAAAUAAUUUAUUUAUCUUAGAUCCA